AUGUUGAUGGUUGUAUAUGUGAAUGUUGGUGUGAACAGGUUUUGGGCCAUGGAUCCUGAACUUUUGCCGGUUACACCCAACGAGUACGGUACUUUCCAUGCAAUGGAUAGAGCGCUUUACUCUCUCCUUGCUGUCGAUCUCUGGCGUGAUCCUUAUGAGUCUGUGCAAAUUAUGGCCCUGUGGCUUUGGAUGGAGCGGCUAGGUUUCAAGAAUCUUGUAUUAACAAUCUUAUCUAUGCCCCCCAUGUUGAUAAAUAAAUAUGCUGACGAGGCUUUGACAUGUGUCAAAUGUGUUAAUGACCCUCAGUUUGUGCUUUCAGCUGAAGUCAAUGAAAUUCCUGCAACUUCUAGACUCGUGAAGAAGAGGAUCACUCUCCAAUAUUUUCAUGAGAAUAGGCCCAUUGUGGUGAAAGAACUUCGGAAUGUUGUAACUGAAACUUGUGCCAUGGCUUUACAGGAUGUCAUAGAGGAUGCUGUCAAGAAGCAUAAUGCAUACGAGUCUUUGGUUAACAGCUUUUCUAACUUGGGUUUUGUAGGUGAAGCAUGUGGAGACUACAGGAAUGCUAAUGGGGCAUCACAAGAGGAAAGGACCAUGUUUGUUACAUUUUCGAAGGGCUAUCCUGUUGCAGAAUCAGAAGUCACGGAGUUCUUCACUAAGCUGUUCGGGAAUUGCAUAGAGGCCUUCCACAUGCAACCAGUGAGGUCUGAUGAGCAACCAUUGUAUGCUCGAGUAGUGUUCUCUACGCCUAAAGUCAUUGACUUGAUUCUCGGUGGUGUUACCAAGGCCAAAUUCACCAUAAAUGGGAAGCAUCUCUGGAUGCGCAAAUUUGUGCCUAAACGCAAGAGCUCCUUCCCUCGGUCGCGUCGGCCAUAG
Molecule: messenger RNA, 873 nt
Organism: Coffea arabica (coffee)
Lineage: Eukaryota; Viridiplantae; Streptophyta; Magnoliopsida; Gentianales; Rubiaceae
Source: RefSeq, a predicted model, not a curated record